This is a messenger RNA of Marasmius oreades (fairy-ring Marasmius), 465 nucleotides long. RefSeq lists its product as uncharacterized. The record is from RefSeq and is a predicted model, not a curated record. The coding region runs from base 1 to 465 and encodes 154 amino acids. The transcript is spliced from 5 exons. Lineage: Eukaryota; Fungi; Basidiomycota; Agaricomycetes; Agaricales; Marasmiaceae.
AUGUCCAACAUCCAAGCCCUCAACGAACCCUCUCUUUGUCAAACGCCGCAUGAAGAAGUGUAUCGGGCAUUACACGAGCGCGAUAUCUCGGCGUUUCAUGUCAAAACGGAGUAUAACGAACCCGGUAUCAUAGUCAGCGCUGCUGUAACCCUAACAUCACCAUCCGAUGUUGCCAAGGUCAUUAAUCUCCCACACCUUACUGAUGCUUCCUGGGCUCCGAGGAAGAACUACUGGGACGUUAACAAAGUCAUCAAUCCUGGUCCAAACCUAUUUAGUCCGGGACUUCGAUUGCGACGCCAUUUGUGGCGGGGCCGCUGCCUUGACGGUCCUCAGAGUGAAAGGGAAGAGUUUGGUCCCUCGGUUCGCAACAGACUCCAAAUGACUGCUGUCGGCCUGCCGAUCUCGAACAGCUUCGAUGGCGCGUACCUACAAACCGUUGCACAACAAGGUGCAGGUCUGAUCUAG